UACACUUCCACGCUGAGUGGAAAUGAGAAGACGCACGACGGAAACGUCUGAAAAACACAUUCAAAAAACUAAAACAUGCAACAUUGCUGCAUAGUUCUGCAAAUGUAUAGCUUGACACUUUGGGACAUACAUUCUCAUUCAUGAUGUGAUUUAGAUGAGUUGAUUGCUACCACUGUCAUGUUAGCAGCAGCUUAGCGUAGCUUAGCAUAAAGACUGAAAACGGGUGGGACUGGCUCUGUCCAAAGGUAAUAAAAUGUUCCUACCAGCACCUCUAAAGAUGAUUAUGAUUAUGUUACAUCUUGUUCAUCCAAAUUGUCAAACCUUUCCUUUCAAACAACAUGCAAAAUACAUAUAAACAUGCAGCAUAUACUCAUAUCAACACACAGGGCUCAACACGUGUACACCAGUGUCUGACCGAGCCUUUGAUAUGCUUCAACUCCUUUAUGAUUAUUAAUAUCAUGAUUAAAUGGUUAACAUACAAACGUAUAACACAAAUAAACUAUUGCCCCAGCCCUAUGUCCUACAAAGUUGUGUUCCCAUAAAACUAACUUGCAUUCUCAAUUACAUAUCAAGUCUUUUAAACGGUCGCAGUGUGGUUAACGAACGUGUAGUAAAUAAACAUGGUUUGGCUUAAAACUACAAAAUUUGAACAAAACAAAACAGAAACUCAACAAAGUACUUGGUUAUGUUCGGGCAACAAAAGAACUUGUUCACAAGGGACACAAACAGCUUCUGGGUGAAAGCCCUGUGAUUGUAUGACCCACCACCACACCGACCUCCUCGCCAUGUGGACGUCCAAGAACUCAUUAGGAGACUUAUUUGUGAUUCAUGAGAAGCAAACGUGACCCACAACAAAACACGUUUCCCUCGAGAGGUAAUCAACAAUGCAGUUUUGUUGUAUGGAGUCAUGUUUAAGAGACAUGGCUGUAUUGCCCUUUGGAACUUAUGAAAGUCAGACUGAGAGGAAAAUACUGACCACUACCAACCACUGCAUCAUGAACACAUACAUUCAUAUGGUCAAAUAACAAAUGCUCUCAAGAAUGGGGGGCUGGGACAGCUCCUUCCUGUGGUUAUGGCCGGCUGACACCGUCCAGUGGUGCCGAAGACAAACGUAAAUGUCUGGACACAUGUGGCAUCUAACCCUAGUGUACACAUGAACACAUCCUCACAUAUAAAACACACACAUACACACACACCAACUGCAACAAUUUCCUCAGCUGAUAAUCGAGGUGUAUAUUUUUAUACAAUUUGUCAUAUUUAUUACGUAGCAUCAUAAUAAUAAUAGCACCUCGUGUUACAGUAUUAAUCCAGUGGAACAGAUCUCAGAUCAGGUGACAAAGCUGAUGCUACCUUAAAGGAAAAACCAUCUUUCUCUUCACCUGGAGCUCUUUACAUUGGUUUGUCACCUCAUCUCCUUAUUCGACCUCCUGCAUUCACGUGUUUAACUUCAUACAAAAGCAGCCAGAAGCUGUAUUCUUUCAUGUUUGGUAUUAACUGUAGUAACGUUUCACUGAUGAGUUAACAUAGCUAUCAAGGUUAUCAAUAGAACACAGAAGAUAAUCAAUAGAAUGAGUCGAGAGCUUGCCGAACGGUAGACACAGACAUGUUCAUUCCUGUGGUCUUUCAAAUAAAAGAGAACUGGAAACAACCUGACUGGAACUGACAAUUACUGCUUCUGCAACCAAACUACAGCUGCAGAGACGUUUAAUUGGCUGCUGAUUUACUGAAGUUCUUUCUUUCAUCAACAUCUGGAAAGCUUCUGUGGGUGCUCAAACUGAACUCGGUUGAAAACAACAGAGUAUUGUGAAGGAGCGGCGUUGCCUCAUCAGCACUUUAAGGCGUUGAUGUCUCCACCUCGACACACUUGACUCCUUCCAAUGAUUGCUUCUUGUGGUUUCUGCUUGACUGAAUGUCAUGCCAUUGUGAAAUCAUAGGUAACUUUAGGUCACAUCGAAGAGCCUGAGAUGGGUUUAGUAGCUUCCAAGGAGAUGCUUGAUAAGAGUCUUAUUGGAGCCUCAUUGAUAUUACAUAUUUACCAAUAAAGAAUGUGCUUCGCAGCCAACUCCACCGCCAAUCAUAACCUCACAGGGAAACGACACUUAAAGGAAAAACUGCGUUUCUUAAAAAGAUGUUGUGAGUUAUUCCCCAAAGACCGGAAUAGUGUUUUCAACCUUCCCAAAUGAAUCUAAGGAACGCCAGGAAAAUAGGCCCCAUUUAAUACAUGUGGGAAAUAUUUUGGAGUAAUUGUUAUUUGGGGCGCCCCUAUGGUUGGACAACAACCGGAUGACCUCAUGUUUUAAACAGCUGACAUUGUUUUCAAUGGCGAAACUCUACAAUCAAAAACAUGGUUCUUCUUUCAGACUCGUAAAAAGAAAAGAUCCGAAACACAUGGAGGUGUUCUUUUAUUACUUUGCCUAUUUGCGUCUGUAGAUGUCUCCUAAAUUCACCAAGAGGUACUAUUAGAUAAUGCCUCAUUUGCAUAUUUAAACACAACAUUUCAGUUCAUGAAGGUAAUUGUAACAUUUUUUGUUGCAUAAAAAAGUCUUGUUCAGAGCUGUACUUCUCUCUCACCCUCUCGUGUCACCUCUGGUUGCAAAAAACAUAAGAUGGCGACGGCCAAAAUGCUUAAACUCAAGGCUUCAAAAAGUCCACAAACCAACGGUGAUGUCCCUGUGACUACGUCCACUUCUUACAUACAGUUUAUUACUCCACUUUAUUGCAGUCCGGGCCAUAGGUUUAUGAAGAAGUUUGUCAUGAGCUCAAGGCUUCUGAUGAAUCAAUGAUUCAUCAGAGGUAAAUGGUACCAUCUGUUACCAUCAUUUACCAUGAUAAAUGGUACCAUCCGAUCCUCUCUGAUACAGCGAGUGCACAGUUACUGGCAGUCAACGUUUCCCAUCAUCUCAGCAUCAUUAAUAGUCCAUUAUCAGCUACAGUUAAUCUUUACACCUGUGUAAUAAACCAAUCAAUGUUUCCACAUCAUCAGCUCUUGUUGAUAUUCACAGCAUUUUGACUGUCUCUCAUUGGCAGCUUGAAUCUCUCUCUGGUGGCUGUUUGUUGAGUAUGUUCCAGGUCAACACUUGCUACCUUCUCAUCUCGCCUGCACCAGCUGAGUUUCUGGAGUUAAAAAGUCAAGAAAGCAUCGUCAUCUGUUGUUUGACGGACCUGAAAACACAGAAACGUUCAUCUCGGCGUUCCCAUCAAUCAGUUACUUAUCUGUUGUUCACAGCUAUAGUCCAGAGGUCACUGCCGGGAUACUAAGUGGAGGCAUGUGUUCCCCUCUGCCUGUCUGUCUGUGAGCGUGUGUGACUGCCACCACCUUCAUGGGAGCGAUGGAUUUUGUGAAGGAGUUGCAGAAAAAGAAGAUUAUUGUAGGUGUCUUGGCUGUAUCGAUCGUGACCCUAAUCCUCGGACUUGGACUUGGUCUUGGACUGGACUUGCAGAAAUGUCGAAACAAAGUCGUCCCCCACACGUCCUGCAGGAAUCGAUGCUACGAGCCCUAUGACGGCGAGAUCCCCGGCUGCAGAUGUGACAAGAACUGCAACGCCAGCAGCUGCUGUUACGACUACCACGACAUCUGCACCGUCCCCACCCAGCAGUGGGAGUGCACGAAGCUGCGCUGUGGAGAGAAGAGGCUGACGCAGAGCAGAUGCCACUGCUCCGACGACUGCCUGUCUGCAGGAGACUGCUGCACAAACUACAAACAUGUCUGCCACGGAGAGAGAGAGUGGGUGGAGGACGAGUGUGAGGAUCUGUCGACCCCCACAUGUCCAGCAGGCUUUAAGCAGCAGCCUCUGCUCCUCGUCUCUCUGGACGGACUGAGGGCUGAGUACCUGCAGACAUGGAGCGCUCUCAUCCCUGUUCUGGACAAACUCAAGAAGUGUGGAACGUCGGCACCGUACAUGCAGCCGGCAUUCCCCAGCAAGACUUUCCCCAAUCACUACACCAUAGUUACGGGUCUCUAUCCAGAGUCCAACGGUUUGAUUGACAACAGUAUGUUCGACCCGGUGUUUAACGCCUCCUUCAGUCUGUCCGGCCCAGAGAAGGACAACCCUGACUGGUACCUGGGACAGCCUAUCUGGCACACAGCGAAGCACCAGGGGCUGAAGUCUGGGACCUUCUUCUGGCCAGGAUCCGACGUCAAAAUCAACGGAAGCUUUCCCGACAUCUACAAACCAUACGAUGGUAAAGUGCCAUUUGAAGAAAGAGUGCUGACUGUGCUGAAGUGGCUACAGCUGCCAGAUGAUGAAAGACCAGAUUUCUACACAUUGUACGUAGAGGAACCUGAUAAAUCUGGACACAGCUACGGUCCUGUGAGUGGAGGGCUGAUUGAAGCAAUCCAGGGUGUGGAUAAGAUCAUUGGUCAACUCAUGAACGGCCUCAAGCAGAUUGGCCUCCACCGCUGUCUCAACAUCAUCAUUGUAGCAGAUCAUGGUAUGGAGGACACGAGCUGCGACAGGAAGGAGGUGCUGCAGGAGCUGGUGGGGGACAUCAGAAACUACUGGGUCACUGAGGGACCGUUCGGACGCAUCAGAGUCAGAAACAACGCAGUGUUGGACUCAGCCGAACUUGUUGCCAACAUGACUUGUAAGAAGCCAGACCAAAAGAUCAAGCCGUACCUGAAGGCCAACCUGCCAAAGCGCCUCCACUUUGCCAACAGCCGUCGCAUUGAAGAUGUCAACGUCCUGGUCGAGCCAAAAUGGCUGUUUGAGAGGUAUCGAGGAUCUCUCACAUUCUGCUCUGGCGGAGCUCACGGCUAUGACAACGAUGCUGAGAGCAUGCACGCUAUGUUUGUCAGUUAUGGACCUACGUUCCGGUCCAAAACAGAGAUCGAACCAUUUUCAAACAUCGAGCUUUACAAUCUCAUGUGUGACGUGAUGCAGAUAUCUCCCACCGUCAACAACGGGACCCACGGCAGUAUGAACCACCUCCUGAGGCGGCCCUACUACACAGCAGCGCCCCCCGCAGAGCGCAGUGUUCCGGUUCAGUGUCCGCUCAUCAGCCUCGACCCUGCAGACGACCUAGGAUGCUCCUGUCCAGCCCUGAGUGGAAAUGCUAUCAACAGCCGUCUGAAUCUGACAGCAGAGGAAGAGUCCGCUGCAGAGAAGAAGCACAUGUUGUUUGGUCGUCCCCGGAUGCUGCAGCCUGACCAGAGUUACUGCGUUCUCCACCAGGAAGGAUUCAUCAUCGCCUACAGCCAUGACGCUCUGAUGCCUCUGUGGAGCUCCUUCACCAUCGACAAGCCGAGGAACUUGGACCCGUUACCACCAGUGACACCGGACUGUUUGAGGGCUGACGUCAGACUCCGAGAGUCCCGGAGUCCCACAUGUGACCAGUACAACACUGCUGGGAACCUGACGCACGCCUUCCUGUACUCGCCAAAUCUGAAUGAGACGGUGGAUCAGCAGUACGACGCUCUGCUAAUGAGUAACGUGGUGCCAAUGUACCCCGAGUUUAAGAAGAUCUGGGACUAUUUUCACAGCACACUACUAAAGAAAUACGCCACUAUUUACAACGGUGUUAGUGUGGUGACGGGCCCCGCCUUCGAUUACAACUAUGACGGACAGUACGACACUCCGGGGCAGAUCCAGCAGUUUGUGUCCGGCACGAACAUCUCGAUACCCACCCAUUUCUUUGCGGUGUUGACCAGCUGCAGGAACUCGGCGCUACCGGUGGCGGCCUGCGUCGGCGAGCUGCAGACCGUGUCCUUCCUGCUGCCUCACAGACCCAACAACAUGGAAAGCUGCGAAAGUACACAAGCCGAAUCUCUUUGGGUUGAAGAUCUCAUGUGGUUCCACCAGUCACGAGUCAGAGACGUCGAGUGGAUUACAGGAUUGGACUUUUACCAGGGCAGCAAUCGACCAAUCACAGACCUGCUGAGGAUGAAGACCCGCCCCACAGCUGCCAUUCACAGAAAACAGUGAACUUGCUCUUUUCCACAAAAAACAAAUCACCCGAGUUUAAUAUUAAGUAUCUGUAAAAGUAUUGUAGUUUUGAGUGAGUCGUCUUAAAUUGUGUUGUCACUUUGUAAACACUGGACUGAAUGUAUUAAUUAUUCAACAAAGUGACAUUGUUUAUUUAUUUACUUUUCACCUUAAAACUGUUUGUAUUCAUUUCUUCUUAUUACUUUCCUAUUGUCGUGAUUUUUAUCCUGUUGAUUUUGUUUUGUAAUCUGUAUUUAAGCGUUUAUUUCACGCAAUGCAGAUGAGAUGAGUUAGAACGUGUAUUACAGCAGUGGAUGUAAAUAUAAACUCAUAACCAUCAACGAUCACAGUUUUUAGAUCAAUAAACAAUUAUAGACACGAGGCCGCUGCAGACUGUUGGCCUUCACACACAAAGAUCAUGGUUUGUGUUAAAAUUGUAACUUAACAUAAUGUAACAACGUAACAUAACAAUGUAACAAUGUAAC
Messenger RNA from Anarrhichthys ocellatus (wolf-eel), 6406 nucleotides. RefSeq names its product venom phosphodiesterase 1. Gene Ontology annotation, molecular function: metal ion binding; nucleic acid binding; nucleoside triphosphate diphosphatase activity. The transcript has 25 exons. Gene Ontology annotation, biological process: nucleoside triphosphate catabolic process. The record is from RefSeq and is a predicted model, not a curated record. NCBI's taxonomy places the organism in Eukaryota, Metazoa, Chordata, Actinopteri, Perciformes, Anarhichadidae. The coding region runs from base 3321 to 5921 and encodes 866 amino acids.